Messenger RNA from Myotis davidii, 1058 nucleotides. RefSeq names its product megalencephalic leukoencephalopathy with subcortical cysts 1 (gene MLC1). The coding region runs from base 197 to 1042 and encodes 281 amino acids. The transcript is spliced from 10 exons. The record is from RefSeq and is a predicted model, not a curated record. Gene Ontology annotation, biological process: regulation of response to osmotic stress. Gene Ontology annotation, cellular component: cytoplasmic vesicle; plasma membrane; endoplasmic reticulum. NCBI's taxonomy places the organism in Eukaryota, Metazoa, Chordata, Mammalia, Chiroptera, Vespertilionidae.
UGAGUGGGACUGGGGCGGCCACUCCGUUUCCCGGAGCGAGUCCAGGCCCUGGCAAGGCCGGCGGUUACACAACCACCGCCAACUUCCCGGGGUCACGGCUUCCCCUCAUUGACAUUCAGGACGAGGCUCUCCUGCUCCGGCCGCAGAUCUGGGCUUUUGUUCCCCCUGAGGAGUCGCUGCUGGAAGGCCCGGCAGGAUGACGGGGCAGCAGCGAGCCCCCCACCCAGAGACCGGCGCCGCCAGCCCAGGGAGCGCCAUGACGCGGGAGGAGUGCUGCCGGGAGGAGCUCAGCUACGACCGGACGGCCACCCUGGAGCGCGGGAGGCCGGACGCAGAGGGCUACGCGGACGCCAAGGCCGGCGACCUGCCGCUGUCGUCGAGGCUGCCCCCCUGCUUCAGCCACAAGACCUGGGUCUUCUCUGUGCUGAUGGGGGGCUGCCUGCUGGUGACCUCGGGGUGCUCGCUGUACCUGGGGAAUGUGUUUCCCUCGGAGAUGGAUUACCUGCGCUGCGCUGCGGGCGCGUGCAUCCCCGCGGCCGUCGUGAGCCUUGCCGUUUCCCGGAGGAACGCCGACGUGGUCCCCAGCUUCCAGCUGCUGUUCGUCUCCACGUUCGCGGUCACCACGACGUGUCUGAUCUGGUUUGGCUGCAAACUGGUCCUGAACCCGUCAGCCAUCGACAUCAACUUCAACCUGAUCCUGCUUCUGCUGCUGGAGCUCGUCAGCACGCUGCCCGGCGAGGCGUUCCCUGCGCGGGUCCUGAAGGCCUACUCCGUUCCCACGGUGGUCUUCUGGGCCGGGGGGUCGGGGGUCGGGGGUCACGGGACUGAGGGACUCACCCAGCCCUCCCCACCUCUUUGGCUGCUGCUGCUGCUGCUGGAGCUGGUGGUGCAGGCCAGCCUGCACACGGGCACCGUGGUCCAGUGCGCCCGCUUCACGGUGGCCCGCCCCCAGGAGCGCCCCGCGGAGGUGGCCAGGAGCCUCCCGAGGGAGUUCGACAAGGAGCGAGCCUGGAGAGCCGUGGUGGUGCAGAUGGCCCAGUGAGGCCCGGAGGGAGGCG